AUGCCUCCGAAGAAGAAGUGCACUCACAAGUCCAGGAAGGCAGAGCUGGUUUUCCUUGAGAGGCCACAGGCAGGACCCAUCCAUUGUUAUGAAACUCCACUACAGUCAGCCAAGAAUCCCAGACGUGUGCCUACAAAACCUGUGGACCAGAACACCUGUGUUGCCUGGGUGUGCCCACAAUUCGACACAACUAAGUCAGUGGUGUUGAAAGCAUUCCAGAAGAAGCAUCGUGGUCCUCACAAGCCCUAUAAUCAGGAUGCCAGCCACAGUUCAYUUCAUGCAGGAGGAGCCUGUCGAAGAGCUGCAGCCUGCAGAUUUCCUCCUUUAACUUUUGAGAAUCCAGAAGGACAUGCAGUCCAUCAGCUGGAUGAUCCAAAUCGCUUGAGAAAGAAUGCACAGUACUCUCACAACCAGUCUAACAAAGGGACAGAGGCAAAUGCCAAUAUCCAGGUGAAGGCUGCAGAGAACAGUGGAGAGCCUGCUCCCCAGCCUGUGGAACAAGAAGUCCUUACUCCACCAUAUGCACAGGCUGCACAGGUGCCUUCCCCAAGGAAUGAGGGAUACAGCAACACUCUGUCACAAAGUAGUCAUGUCUGGCAUCCAGAAAAAGAGCUGGCGUUUGGUGUUGAUCCCUGUGGGAGGGGGGAGUCGGCAGCAGUACUGGUUACAGAUACUCCCGAGCACGAGUAUGGAAUAAAGGUGACCUGGAGGCGGCGGCCUCACCUAAUGAAGUACCUGCGGGAGCAAGGGAAGCUGAGCGCUGCGGACAUCCUGGUGAAUGCGAACAUCGGGCUCUCGAGGAGAGAAUCUCACACCUGA
Malurus melanocephalus (red-backed fairy wren) is the source of this 819-nucleotide messenger RNA. RefSeq names its product RAD9-HUS1-RAD1 interacting nuclear orphan 1 (gene RHNO1). Lineage: Eukaryota; Metazoa; Chordata; Aves; Passeriformes; Maluridae. The transcript is spliced from 2 exons. Gene Ontology annotation, cellular component: chromosome; nucleus. Bases 1 to 819 code for a protein of 272 amino acids. Gene Ontology annotation, biological process: DNA damage checkpoint signaling; recombinational repair; cellular response to ionizing radiation. The record is from RefSeq and is a predicted model, not a curated record.